This is a messenger RNA of Columba livia (rock pigeon), 4938 nucleotides long. RefSeq names its product 6-phosphofructo-2-kinase/fructose-2,6-biphosphatase 3 (gene PFKFB3). Lineage: Eukaryota; Metazoa; Chordata; Aves; Columbiformes; Columbidae. Gene Ontology annotation, biological process: fructose 2,6-bisphosphate metabolic process; fructose metabolic process. The transcript is spliced from 16 exons. Bases 548 to 2092 code for a protein of 514 amino acids. Gene Ontology annotation, cellular component: cytosol. Gene Ontology annotation, molecular function: 6-phosphofructo-2-kinase activity; fructose-2,6-bisphosphate 2-phosphatase activity; ATP binding. The record is from RefSeq and is a predicted model, not a curated record.
GGGAUAGAAAUAGGCGGCGGCUGCCGGUGCGGACUCGUCGCAGCGCAGCGAGGGGAAGGAGAAGGAGCAGCGAGAGCAGCGGCGCCGGUUCCCUGCAGCAGCCAAGAGCCGGGCAGGGCCAGCCCUUCCCCAGCUGCCUCGCCUUGAGAUUUUUCCUCCUUUUUAUAUCUUUUUGCAAAAUAAACGGGAUUUUUUUUUGAAGUUUUUUUUCUUGCAUCCAGAUUUAUAGCAAAAUUAAGCGGCAGGACUCGCCCUCACUUCCCUCCGAGCACGCAGCGGCUCUUUCUGCCGGCUUUUGUGCCCUGAAGCCCCGUCCCUCCUCUUCCUCCUCCCCUUCCUCCGCCGUAAAGCCUUAACGAGGCUCUGAGAAGCAUCCGAAAGCGCCGCAGCCGCUUGUUCCAACCACCCCGCACAGCGACGACUGCAACAAAAAGCCUUUUUUAAAAUUAUUCGGCCCCCCCUUCCUUCCUAUUUUUUUUUCUCCUCCCUGCCCCCCCGCAAACGCACCAAGGUGGACGCGGAGCGCAAAAAGACCUUUGUUUUAAAAAUGCCCAUGGAGCUGACGCAAAGCCGCAUCCAGAAGAUUUGGCUUCCCAAUGACAACCGGCCGGCUCUGCCCCGCCGCUCUUGUGGGCCGCAGCUUGCCAAUUCCCCCACCGUGAUAGUGAUGGUUGGCCUCCCAGCCCGUGGGAAGACCUACAUCUCCAAGAAGCUGACUCGCUACCUCAACUGGAUUGGUGUCCCAACAAAAGUUUUCAACGUGGGGGAAUAUCGCCGCGAGGCGGUGAAGCAUUACAGCUCCUAUGACUUCUUCCGCCCCGACAAUGAGGAGGCCAUGAAAGUCAGGAGGCAAUGUGCCCUGGCUGCCUUGAGGGACGUCAAGCUGUACCUGACGGAGGAGGCUGGCCAGAUCGCGGUUUUUGAUGCCACCAAUACCACACGGGAGAGGAGAGGGAUGAUCCUAAAUUUUGCCAAAGAAAAUGGGUUCAAGGUGUUCUUUAUUGAAUCUGUCUGCAAUGAUCCCACGGUAGUUGCCAGCAAUGUUAUGGAAGUAAAAUUGUCCAGCCCCGAUUACCGGGACCGUAAUUCAACCGAUGCCAUGGAGGACUUCAUGAAGAGGAUCAAUUGUUACCAGGCCAGCUACCAGCCACUCGACCCUGAUGACUAUGACCGGGAGCUUUCUCUCAUCAAAGUCAUCGACGUUGGCCGGCGGUUCUUGGUCAACAGGGUUCAGGAUCACAUCCAGAGCAGAAUCGUUUACUACCUGAUGAACAUUCAUGUCCAGCCUCGUACCAUUUAUCUCUGUCGGCAUGGUGAGAGCGAGUUCAACCUCAAGGGGAAGAUUGGAGGUGACUCGGGCCUCUCCAACAGGGGCAAGAAGUUUGCAUUUGCACUGAACAAGUUUGUUGAGGAGCAGAACCUGAAGGACCUCAAAGUCUGGACCAGCCAACUAAAGAGGACAAUCCAGACGGCAGAAGCUCUCCAACUGCCUUACGAGCAGUGGAAGGCACUCAAUGAAAUAGACGCUGGUGUGUGUGAAGAAAUGACAUAUGAAGAAAUCAGAGAGCAGCAUCCAGAUGAAUUUGUUUUACGUGAUCAGGAUAAAUAUUAUUACCGCUAUCCGUCUGGGGAGUCCUACCAAGAUCUGGUGCAGCGCCUGGAGCCGGUCAUCAUGGAGCUGGAGAGGCAAGAGAACGUCCUUGUGAUCUGUCAUCAGGCUGUCAUGCGCUGUCUCCUGGCAUACUUCCUGGACAAGAGUGCAGAUGAAAUGCCCUACCUGAAAUGUCCCCUUCACACAGUGUUGAAGCUGACCCCGGUGGCCUAUGGCUGCCGGGUGGAGUCCAUCUCGCUGAACAUCGAAGCCGUCAACACCCAUAGGGAACGACCAGAGGAAGCAAAGAAGGGACCUAACCCGCUCAUGAGACGUAAUAGCGUUACCCCUCUAGCAAGCCCAGAGCCCACCAAAAAACCUCGCAUCAACAGCUUUGAGGAGCAUGUGGCUGUUUCUUCUGCCCUGCCAGGCUGUGUUCCUCAGGAAGUGCCCACGCAGCUGCCGGGACAACCUUUACUAGGGAAGGCAUGCCUAACAUGAACAACUCGCAGAAGCCGUCAUGACUCCAUGGGUGCUGUUGCGAGGCCACCAGCGACGUCAUCGGCGACGCCAGCUUCCCAUCCCAUCGCCAUUUCCGAAGCUUGCUUACAAACCGGUCUCUCUCCCGUCUGUGGCGAGGUCAACCCUCGGCUGUUUCUACCCACGCCUGUUCAUCUGCAAACUGCUCUGCUGAAGUGGGGAGAGAUGCAGGAGAGCGGAGGAGAGGAGCCGAGCUCCACAGGUCACCACCAGAUCUUUAGGCUGCGGCAUUUGCUCUCCGCUCCGGUGUCGCGUUAGAUCGUAGCAAGCUGUAAAGUGCUUCUAGCGCACAGGAGUUUAAUUUUCUUCCUCUGUAAGCGGUUUUGAUCUCCUUUUGUAUAGAUGACUGGUACCCAUCCAUCUGUGGGUGGGGUGUAUAUAUGUGGAUGGUGCGGGGUUAGCAGAGAAAUAGGGGGAAGCGGGAGGGAAACAAAGGGGUUUUGCAUUUUUUAUUUUAAUUAUUAUUAUUAAUUACUUUUCAAGAAAAACCCUGAUGUGCUGUGUUUGCAGUCCUUUACCCAUGCUACAGCCUCUCGCACACACUAACCCAGCUCAUCCAGGCCCAUGAGCCAAGGCAGUUGUGUGAAGUCCUUUACAGCAAAACUGCUGGGUUUAACGAAAAAACACCCAAAAACAUUUUCUCUUUUUUUUUUUUUUUUUUUCUUUUAAUCAAUACACCUAAAAGGGGUUUGCAGAGAAUGUAGAUACACUUCUAAACCUGGUCACAAGCUGCCUUUACUGUAGAGGAAGCCAUGGUGAUGCUUUCAUCUCGGGUAAUGCUCUCAUCUCAAGGAGUGCCCAGGGAUGGUCUGAGUUCAGAUGUGCGUCAGUUUUCUGGGGAGACUGAGCAUGGGUUGAGGUGCUGUGCCAGUACUACAUCUCCCCUUUCCUCUUCCUUGGAGGAAAGUGGAGAUUUUUUGGGGGGAGGUUGGAAUCCCUGCAUCAUCGCAGGAUUUAAGUUAGGCUGAGCAAGAUGUUUUUUGCAGACAUGUGUCUUGUGGAGGUGGCCAGAGGUCUGGCUGGGAUGCAGGAGUCCCUCUGUGACUGCAAAAAGCCACAAGAAGGGACAGUUUUGUCUGUUUUCUCUUUUUUUGUCGUUUUUAAUUUAAUAUAUAUACAUGCACACAUAAAUGUGUGUAUAUGUGUAUACCUAGAAACCGCUUGGUUUUUGCACUUUAUUUGUGGCAAGAGCAUAUUUUAUUUUUCAAGUUAUGCCCCUUGACAGGGGAAGCCUGAACACAGGCAGCUUUUUAUUUUAUUUUGCAUGCUAGAAAGCUGGGACUACAAAUAAGCAGUAGUUACAGCAUUCAAGGUGUGUGUGCGGGGGGGUGGGAAACAAGGCGAGGUCCUGACUUAGACCAUCAGCCAACUCCCAGGGGUUCGAUAUGCAAGAUCCCUUCUUGGCACCUGUCCCGGGCUGCGAGACGGUGGAUAAAAACGGCAAUUAACCACUAUUGCUUUGUGCAAAAGUCUGUGGAUUUUGGGGGUUUUAUUUAUUUUUUUUUUUUUUUUUUAGGGGUUUGGUUUGUUUUUCCCACUCUAUGCGGCAUCUUCUCCAUCUUGUGUAACUAUAUCCCUACAGAUGGGAGCAGAGAGGUUUAGGGAGAAAUUAUGAUUAUUAUUUUUAAUGUUUUUUGUGUGUGUUUUUGGGGGGUUUGGUCUGUUUUUCCUUUGGGGAAAGGCGAACCACAGUGCCUAGCGCUUCAGCCUUGUGCAACCGAGUACGUGCUCGGAGUGGCACCGAUGCCAGGAGGGGACUGAGACCAUGCUUGGUCCGUAUCCGACCGAGAGGGACAUUCUUGGUGUUGCCCUGCCUGUGUGAGCUUGUUCAUAUGUGUAUUAUAUUCCUGUACAGAUGAAACAAAGAACGCUUCCCCCCUUUUUUAUUUUAAUAACCGCAUUAAAAGCAGACUUGGUUGACAUCUGUCCUUUUGGUUUCUCUGAGUUUAAGAAAAAAAAAAUAACACACGAAUAUUUUGGGAAGGCAAGCCACUUGUCUUUUCAGCCUCCUUCCCGGGGAGUGUUAUCUUUCUCCUUCUGCUACGAAAAGAUAAGCCUGCAAAGACAAACAUGACGUUUGGCUGCCCCAUGAUCAAUCCUGUAAACAUGUAAUUCUGCAGAUGUUUUGGCAUGUAUUUAUGUGUGUGUGUAUAUACAUAUAUAUAUAUAAAUAUAUAUAUAUAUAUAUAUAAAUCAAACAGCAAAAAAAAACCUUAAUGACCCUAAACUAUCUACCCUUGGCAAUAACAGAAGUCUUAGUAGAUCCUACAAAAAAGGUGAAAUUUGAACCUGGCUUUUUUUCCAGCGAGGGCAAAGUUGGUCUCUGAGCAGUAGAGAUGUUCUCUCAUGCUGGAGGGGUUGGCGGUAGGUGGGACGGUGUCAGCCCCAUCCCAUCGCACUGCCCCAGAAAAUCACUGCCUGUUGUUUUUGGUUAACGGGCCAAGGACCGGGCAGUGAUGCGGCAUCAUGGCGGGUGGGGAGAGGGGACUUGUUGAACCACACCAAUGAUUUCUUCCCUCCCCCUUAUUUUAUUUUCCUGAUUUAGUUUUCCUUUGUGAUACUUGAAUUUUUUUUUUAAUAGCAAAGCGCUUUUUAUUUAUUUAAUGCAUAUUGCAAAGCUUGGAGAGAAGGGUAGUUACUUGGGAUUUUUUUUUUUUUUUUGGAUUUGUGGUAUGUUAACUGUUCUGUAUAUACACCUGGAAUAAUUGCCUGAUACAAAGCUGUGCCAGCUUAAAAACAGGGUAUGCCUUUCAGAAAUUUGUAUAUUUUGCAGUUGCUGGACCAAUAAAAUAUCUUGUUGAAAUACA